Exophiala xenobiotica is the source of this 1230-nucleotide messenger RNA. RefSeq lists its product as uncharacterized. NCBI's taxonomy places the organism in Eukaryota, Fungi, Ascomycota, Eurotiomycetes, Chaetothyriales, Herpotrichiellaceae. Gene Ontology annotation, cellular component: mitochondrion. Gene Ontology annotation, biological process: regulation of lipid metabolic process. The transcript has 2 exons. The record is from RefSeq and is a predicted model, not a curated record. Bases 197 to 1069 code for a protein of 290 amino acids.
CUUCCACUGUGGACGGCUCCGAGCAAGCGAGAGCCUCGAAAUGCCGUCUAACAACUCUAUGCUUUCCUGAGUGCCAGUCCUAUAUGAUAUGAUGACUUGUGAAAAUGUGCUGAACAGAGCGAUGGGAUAGCUGGAAUGUAAAUGGCGUCCUUUGAUCAUUCGGGGUUUCGAAGCAUCCUCGGUGGCCGGUCUCGAUAUGUCGCUUGCUUUGAAGUUUACCUCGCUCGCUGUCAGGACCUUUGCUAAGCCAAUAGCUAACUUUAUAAAGAGACAAGCACGCGAACAUGAGGGCUUCCGCCGAACCUGCAUUUCCUUUGCCCAAACCCUCCACAGAGUUGACAUGCGAUGGCGGAUAGGUCUUUUGCAAGAUGCAGCAGCCGUGGAAAAACAAGCUGCACGAGAAGCAAAAGCUGCGGAGGCCAAAAAGCACCAGCACAAUAUACCGACAGUCAAAACAGAAGCCCAGAUGAAGGCAGAAGAGGAGGCAGCAGCAAAAGCAGCCAAAGAGUCAUCUGAGCCUCCCAAACCCCGGCCGAAACCCAAGAUCAGGCCGCUUUCCGAAGCCAAGGCUAUCGAGUCGGGAGCCACCUUUAUUAGCGAGACCUUUCUUUUUACCGUUGCGGCUGGCUUGAUUGUUUUCGAGUCAUGGAGGUCAGGCCGCAAAGAAAGCAGGCGACGAGACGACGUGGCUGAGCGCCUGAAUGAAUUGGAGGAAUCUGAGAAAGCUGCCAGAAAAGCACUCGUGGAACUGGAGAGGGAAGUAUUACGACUGCGCGCUAAAGAAAAGAAUGGGAAGGCGAGCGACACCGUAAGGAUACUGCCGCCAGAGAUCUAUGCGGAAGACAAGGACGAGGACAAAAAGGAGAAGCCUGCGGGCUGGUUUGCUCGAAUCGCAUCCCUAGUGUCUCGAGACAAACCAGAUGAGGAAGCAACUGAGGCGUUAGCCACGAAUACUCCUGGACCGGCUGAAAAGAUUUUGGUUCAAUCUGAUAAAGCUCUGGAAGAAAAGCGUAAACACGCAGUUGAGGCAAGCGAGCAAGUGGCUGCGGAAGCAAAGAAAAAACGGUGAGAGCGGUUCAGUGGAGAGACGGUUUGCUGCUGGAUGAUGAGUCUGCCAUCUUGGCGUCUCGAGUGUCUCAUACAUCGAGACUUGUAUUUUCUCUCAUCUCAGAAGUGUACAAUUGAUAUGUAGGAUACCCACUCUAAAAUCAAGAUAUGAUCACAGUCAGA